UUAAAGAGGGGCGUGGUCGGUCUUCACAUAGCUACAUGAGCUCAGGACCUAGAUCUAGGUUUCUCCUUCAGAUCAGCGCUCUAACAAUGUUUUUCUUUGCAUGUCUGCUGUUGUCCGGGUUAGUACUGACCAGUGGCCAAAGUGAGAGCAAUGCUACUCUCUCUGACAUCAAGAUUUGGCCAUGCAGUGGAACCACUCAUGAGAACGUGUCCCUGUACAAGAGUGACAUCUACACAGUGGUGAACAGUGUAUCUCUUUGUGGGGACAAUUGGACUCCAAGCACAGCAAAUGGCCUUGUUGUGCAUGCCUAUGCCGAGGCUGUGGAUGGGAACAACCUGACACAAUCUCCUGUGGUGUUUGUUGCUCGACAGAGGGAGGAUGGAAUAGUCUCCUGGACCAUCCCUCUGAAACCUCAAGGAUUCUCGACUCUGUUCUACCAAGUGAACCGUACAGUGUGCCCCAUCUCUCCCCAGCAACCAGGCAACCUCCCCCUCCUCUAUGUAGAUGUCUUCAGCAGCUCACCCACGCCUGUCAACUACAGCAUCUCUAUAGAAGCAAUCGGAGACUUUGAGAUCAAAGUUGUUACAGAAGAACAGGAUGAAAAUUCCACUUUCUUAGUGGCUGGUGCAGCAGCUCCUCAGAUUCGCUAUGUGAGGUUCCCUAAUGACAGUGAUGUGCUGACAGUGCAGGCCAAAGCAAAUAACUCUAAGUGUGUUUUCAUUUCCAUCCAAAACAACACAUGUCCAGUGAAUGAUUUGCUGAGAACUGCACAGUCUCGCGGCAUCUUUCAGACCAUGAGUACCUCGGCUUUCCUCACUGUCAGGGCGAGUGAAGUUCAGAACAGAGAGUUCCUCGUAAUCAUCAUCACCACCACAUUCUCUGUGUGUCACAGUAGUGACUUUGCAGAGGAAACAUCUCUCAAUAAUGAGACAGAUCCCUUUGAGCAGAUUAUAGAGCUACAAGUGAAGAAACUUCUUCCCGGUAAGCCUCCGAGUGAAAGGAAUAUGUGUGUAUUUGUAAGGCUGGCUACCCAAGCUUCACACAUCAUUUGGGCCAUUCUUCUUCCUCUGCUUAUCUUCAGUGCAGUGGGUAUGCUCGGGUCCAUAGCUCCGUUCUGUUGUCUACACAUUCGAUGGACACCUUGGAGCCAUUGUUCUCGAGGAAAAUCCACUGUACAAAACAAUAAUAUUCAGUCUGAAACAGAAAAGAUAAUCAAUACCACUGUACCAAGCUAUCAGUCAACAGCAUCUGGCUCCGAAGAGUGUAAAGUUCAGUCUGUGACAAGAAAUGAUGACGAAGUUUUGAAAAACAAGAAAAUGUUGUCAGACACGUGUAAAGUUGACUAUGAGAAGCUGAAAAAACAGUAUUCUGUGUAUGGCUGGAACACUUUCACUGUGGGAAUAUUCUAUGCUCUGCCAGCCUUCCAACUGGUCUUCUCUGAGCAGAGGCUUUUGAACUCUAGUGGCAACCAAGACCAAUGCUACUACAACUUCAAGUGUGCAUACCCAGUGGGUGUACUGAGCGCCUUCAACAACAUCUGGAGCAAUGUGGGCUAUGUGAUCUUGGGCUUCUUCUUUCUUGCUGUUGUGUUUUUUCGAAAUAGAAAGUACAACAAACGCAGACAAGAAGCUGCAAAUAAAGUCGACACGCAUGGAGUGCCCCAGUACUUUGGUAUCUACUAUGCCAUGGGCAUUGCUCUGAUCAUCGAGGGCUUCAUGAGUUCCUUCUACCACAUCUGCCCCACCAACGCUAACUUUCAGUUUGAUACUGCAUUCAUGUUCAUCAUUGGAGGCAUUUUCUUAGUCAAAAUGUUCCAGAACAGACACCCGGAUAUCCACGCUAACUCUUUCCUGGCAUUCUUCUCUUUUGCUGUCCUCAUAUUGUUCACACUAUUUGGCCUGUACUACGACCACCAACACCCAGUGGAAGUUCGAAUGCUACUCUUCCUAGUUAUACUGGGAAUAUUGCUCGUCUUUUUUGUCUCUUUCUACCACUUUCAUGAGCUGAAAUUUAUAAAGGAAACACUUAGGAAUCUCCGAGAGAAUGUCAAGUCUUUCUGUACAACUGCUCCACAACACAAGGGACACUUUUUUACGCUCUUCAGCGCAUUUAUCAUCAACUUAGUCAUGGUGAUAUUGAUGAUAGCCCUUUACAAAAAGUUGGACAUUGCUACAUGUGUGGUCAUUUUCUUCCUCAUCAAUCUGUCGUUCUUCCUCUUGUUGUACAUCGUAAAAAAGCUGUACUAUAAGGAGCCAAUGACCAUCCUCCCACUCGUCUUGUUCGUCCUUAUUGUCUUUUUCUGGGGAUUUGCGUUCUUUUUCUUCUUCACACAUGUUUCAGACUGGAGUCUCACCCCUGCUGAAUCAAGGGAGCUUAAUAGAGAGUGUGCUCUCCUCGGUUUUUACGACUUCCAUGAUAUCUGGCACUUCCUAUCUGCUUGUGCAAUGUUCGUCACUUUUCUCUUCAUGCUUGUCGUGGAUGAUGGAGUGGCUGAUAUGAAAAGAGACCAACUCAACGUCUUUUAGCUGUGUUUGAGAUACUGACAUUAAUGUUGUAUAGACGUGUGUGUGUGUGUACAUUUUUUUUACAAUUGGAUUUUUACGUAAUUGUGUGAGCAACUUA
Molecule: messenger RNA, 2622 nt
Organism: Halichondria panicea
Lineage: Eukaryota; Metazoa; Porifera; Demospongiae; Suberitida; Halichondriidae
Product: SID1 transmembrane family member 1-like
Exons: 23
Coding region: 36-2525 (829 amino acids)
Biological process (GO): RNA transport
Cellular component (GO): lysosome; plasma membrane
Molecular function (GO): RNA transmembrane transporter activity; double-stranded RNA binding
Source: RefSeq, a predicted model, not a curated record